This is a messenger RNA of Paramuricea clavata, 189 nucleotides long. The record is from the annotation of a GenBank genome assembly. NCBI's taxonomy places the organism in Eukaryota, Metazoa, Cnidaria, Anthozoa, Malacalcyonacea, Plexauridae.
AUGCCUCUGAAGAAAAAACCCCCAAAAAAAACCCCCGUUGCAGACUCCAAUUCAGGCGAUAGUACCAACUUAGCAACACUUCAACGGGAUCUACAAGCUAUGAUUGAUCGUCGUUUUAAACAACAGACAGUUGAAUUGAACGAUCUCUUUAUCAAAGAAUCAAAUUCGACUAAAAGCCGCUUUAGUUGA